AUGUCUAUUCUACACCGUUUUGCCCCCGUCUUGAUCCGAGAAGGUGCCAUAAGGGGGUCUUUCUCCAACUUCACAGUUGACGACGCCGUCCGAUUCACCAACAACACGUCGGUGAAAAAUGGAGGUGCCAUUAAUUCGUGGUUCUCCGAGUUCACCUUCCGCGGCGACCCGGUUUUCGAUAACAACGCAGCUGCCGGCGAUGGAGGUGGUAUAUCAGCGUACCAGACAAACCUGACAAUCCUUGACGGCCUCGCUUUCGUCAACAACUCCGCUGGCGGCUAUGGAGGCGCUUUUGAUGCCUCCGUCUGCGUCAUCAUCAUCGACGGCGACGCAACUUUCCACGGGAACUUGGCCGAGGAUGGAGGUGCGAUAUUUUUGUACCAAGCCGUGGCACAUUUACGAGGAGGGUCCUUUUCGGAGAAUUCUGCUAUCCAGAGCGGGGGAGCGAUGUCAAUUUCACAGCCCACCGAAGUCACCCUGUACGGAGUUCUGUUCGUAUCGAAUACGGCUGACAUCGGCGGCGCCAUCGCGCUGACAUCCACUGGAGAAGAGCCAACGCAGUUUGAGGCGUGCACGUUUGUUUCCAACAGCGCCGUCGAUGGGGGGGCGUUGUAUAUGUCGACCAAUGAGGGAAUGGAAGUCGUCCGGAAUUGCACGUUCUAUGGCAACCACGCAGAAAUAUCUGGGGGAACGAUCUUUCACACCGGAUAUCUUGGCAUGAUCGAGACGGUGUUUGCGUCCAACGAAGCGGGCCAGGAUGGUACGGCCGUGUUCAGCAUAGGGGUGGUGCAGCAAGCUCUCAACGUAACCUUUGCGAGUAACACGCUCAACUGCCCACUGGGCGAGUAUGCGUACGACAAGGAGGCCGAAGACGACUCCUGCCGUUUCGAACUAGCGUGCGCGCGAUGCUCGGCGGAUUGCGACGCCAUCCCAUCCAGCGUGACCAUGGCCGACAGCACCAUCCCUGUCUGCCUAGAGUUGAUGGAAGGCACGAAGGCAUCAUCAAGCGGCACCACUGUCGCAACGCUCGACCUGCAGGAGGGAUACUACCGCACCUCCGCGGAGAGCCAAGUCGUGGUGGAGUGUUACUUGACAGGCGCCUGCGCGGGUGGCACCGACCCCGAAAACUAUUGUGCAGAUGGCUACGAAGGUCCCUAUUGCUCGGUAUGUGCAGACGGCUACGCGCCAGGCACGGCGUACCAGUGUCACGAAUGCUCGGGAACAAGCAUGGGGUCAGCCGUGGGGCUUGCAGCAGCGGUGGUGGCGGUGGUUCUGCUCGUGGUGGCAGUGGUUGCUACGGACCUCGUACGCGUUGUGGAUGGCGAUCGAAGCAUCAAAGACGCCCGCACUCUAAAGGGGCGACUUUCGCGUUUCCAAGCGUUUGUUGUGAACGCUUUCCCCCUGACAACCGUGAAGAUCGUCGUGGUGGCCUGGCAGAUAAUCACACAGUUCGGUGCGAUCGCUGGCUUCGUGUACCCGGAGGAGUACCAAGACUUUCUCAACGUCCUGACGCCUGUUAAUCUGGACAUUGGCUUCAUCCUCUCGUACUCAUGCUUCGUGACCACCGAUUUUUUCGACCGGUUGCUGAUCGCCACAAUCGGGCCAGUCGUGGUGCUGGCGCUGCUGGCCUUGACGUUCGUCGUCGGGAGGAAAAGGAACAUCAACUCCGAGGCCGCCGUUCGCGCGCUUGACCUGCGACACGCCAAGGACCUGCAGAAGGCGGACCGGGAUAGACUGCCGAAUCUUCAGCCGCUCGGCGAUCUCUGGGAGGCGUACAAGCCGUCGAGGUACUACUACGAAAUCAUCGAGUACGUUCGCCGCAUCAUGCUCACUGGGGUCGCAGUUUUCGUUCUCCCUGGCAGCUCGGCGCAAAUCGCCGUCGUGCUCCUGCUGGCCGUCGUGUUCUUGUUCAUUUCCGAGUCGCUGUCCCCCUUCGCAAAGAAGAUCGACAUGGCUCUGUACCGCUGGGGGAACGGCGUUAUCUUGGCCAGCAUGUACGUCGCUCUCCUGCUCAAAGUGAACGUGUCCGAAGAGGGAAGCGAGACUCUCUCCGCCUUCGUGGUCGUUCUCAUAUUGGCGAACGUCUUUAUGGUCAUUACCGUGGUGGUGCAGUCUUUCUUGCUUGUAAGAGAGUGGCGAUCGUCCACGGUGUCAGAGCGGGAGCCGGUUGACCCUCGAAGCAAAUCAUCUGGAUGGCUGGAAGACGCCGAAGAGGGCGGCGAGGAAGCAGGAACGGGCGGGGAGUGGGAGGGCGGAUGCUUCCAAUCGAUCCUGUCUAGUAAGCAAGACGCUGCGGGACAAAACGUAUCUGCGAGCAACGGUGUACCCAGUGCAUUGUUGCUGUAG
This is a messenger RNA of Ectocarpus siliculosus, 2346 nucleotides long. The record is from the annotation of a GenBank genome assembly. Lineage: Eukaryota; Phaeophyceae; Ectocarpales; Ectocarpaceae.